CAUGAAUUCACGUGUUUCCUCUUCAGAUGGAAUCACUGCAGGUUCUGCUUCAUCAUCCCUCCCGGAUCAGAGAGUCCAAACACGGACAGCUCGCAGUGUGUACACACAGCCAUACCGUUACAGGUGCUGUACACACACACACACACAACUACACAACGUGGAGACUCUGAAGAUGUACACACACGCACAGAUGAUUCAAAUGCGCAUACAAGAUGGGUUACUAGUGCGGGGAUGAAGAGGAGAAAGAGAAGGGGUGUCGAGCAAACCCUCAUCGAUCCGACCGAGAAAGAGAGAGAAAGCGCAGAGCCUGACUGCAUCUUCAUCCCAGCAGACCCCUCCUCUCCCUCUUCCUCUCCCUCUUCCUCACCCUCUCUCCGUUUCUCUCUCUCUCUGUCUUUCUGCCAGCUGAUGCUGACUGGAGGUGAAGCUGUUUUUCUCUCAGCUCGUCAUCCCGGAGAAAAAAAUAAAAUAAUAAUUUAAAAAAAAUCUGGACCGCCUGACAGGAGGUUUUGGAUUUUGCCACUACUUGGUGAUGACAAGCGGAGGAAACUGUGAAUUUGAAGACAAGCCGAGAGAGAGAGAGAGAGCAACAUCCAAGACAGUAGCGCAGAGAGAAACACAACAACUUCCAGCAGCGGUGUCCUCGGGGCGGUCUGCGGGGAUCUCCGGAGCCGUUGGCACUGACUGAAGGUGGGUGUAAAACGUCCCUGAUCAGACAUGGAGUUCCCAGACGAGUUCCUGCUGGCGGAGCUGCAGCUCUACAACGACUCGAUUUUCCAGAACAACUUCAGCAGUGCCUACAACGAGACCGACGCCUUACUGCCGACCGGGGUGAAGGUCACCAUCGUGGUCGUCUACAUGAUCGUCUGUGUCAUUGGCCUGGUGGGAAACUUGGUCAUGUACGUCAUCAUAAGAUACACCAAGAUGAAGACUGCCACCAACAUAUACAUCUUUAACCUGGCGCUGGCUGACUCUUUGUUCCUGGCUACUUUACCUUUCCAGGGCACUGAUGUGUUUCUGGGCUUCUGGCCAUUUGGGAAUGCCCUGUGCAAGGCGGUGGUGUCUAUCGACUACUACAACAUGUUCACUAGCACCUUUACCCUGACAGUGAUGAGUAUGGACAGGUACAUAGCCGUCUGCCACCCUGUCAAGGCGCUGGACAUGAGGACGCCUCACAAAGCCAAGGUGGUGAAUAUCUGUGUGUGGGUGUUGGCCUCUGCCUUCGGUGUCCCAGCUAUGGUCAUGGGAAAUGUUGAGGAGGAGCAAGAGCAUAACAGUGUUGAAUGCAUUGUGGUUUUACCUGAACCAAGGAGUCACUGGGAUCCUGUCUUUGGCACCUGCGUUUUCCUCUUCUCCUUCCUCAUCCCCGUGGCUAUCAUCAGUAUCUGCUACAGCCUGAUGGUCAAACGCCUGCGCAGUGUUCGCAUCCUGUCCGGCUCCAAGGAAAAGGACCGCAACCUGCGUCGCAUCACCAGGAUGGUUCUGGUGGUGGUGGCGGCUUUCGUUGUCUGUUGGACCCCCAUCCAGAUCAUGGUCCUGGCUCAGUCCCUGGGCUUCAACCUGAGCAGCUUGUUCACGCUGGUCCUGAUGCACUUCUGCAUUGCGCUGGGCUACGUCAACAGCAGCUUGAAUCCUGUGCUCUAUGCCUUCCUGGAUGAAAACUUCAAGCGCUGCUUCCGUGAGUUCUGCCAUCCGUCUCCGUUCCGCCUUGAUACCCAGCAGUCAGGCAGGAUGAGGAGCAUUGCCAGGGAGGUGGCAGCUGCCUACAGCUGCAAGGCCGGGGAUGGCGGGGGGCCUGGAGGUGGAACGCCUAAUCCAGCAUGACUAGGCGUGGAGCUCCCUUUGGUGGGGGUAGACCCCCCGCAGAGGGGAGAGACCCAUGGGACAGGGAACUCCAAUACAGAAUUGACUCAGAUUACAGCUCUCUAGCGGCACGAACCCUCCCGCCCCCCAAUGAGAAGACUGGCCUGGGGCGGGGGGGAGGGAGAUGAGGAGGAUGGGGUCGAAAGGAAAAGAAUUUAGGAAUGAGUCACAGCACCUGUAGUUUUAAAAGGGUGCAGGGAAAUUAGAUCUGUUGGAAGCUUUGUUGGGAAGGACGUAGAUAUCUGUGUUGAAGAUGCCUGAUAUGGUUGUAACUGAGCCCUAGAUUGGAAGGACUAUGGCCCUAACUCCACAAGAUGGGACAAGAUGAUAACAUGUUUUGGAACAGAGUUAAGUGACUUUUAGGCAAACCUCAAGGAUAUUUGCUUAAGGCUUCAACUAUCUUGAGUGUUGUUAGACAUUUAUUUUAGUUCCAAAAGCAACAGUCUCAUCAACAGAAAUUGGAUCGACCAACUGAGGCUGGGAGACACUUGCUGCCUCUCUAGGAAGUUGCUUGACUUUCUACUUGGUUAUGAGAAGGCAUGAGUUGGAGUUGGGUAAGUGUAUAAACAGCAUGGGAUUAAUAGAAGGAGCUACAGAUACCAAAUCUGCAAGACAACCUUGCAUUACCUUGGUGCUUGUAGGAGGAACAUAAACAACAUUUGAAGUGCAGAUUGUGGUUUUCCAGCGAUAACGACCUUAGACAUUGCAAAAUGGUAAAUGGUUGUAUUUAUAUAGCGCUUUUCAUGAUACGUCACAUUCACCCAUUCACACACUGAUGGUGGAAGCUGUCAUGCAAGGCGCUAACCACAACCCGUCAGGAGCAGUUAGGGGUUUGGUGUCUUGCUCAGGGACACCUUGACAUGAGCACGAUGGGCUGAGGAUCAAACUGGCAACCUUCCAGUUACAAGACGGCCACUCUACCCACUGAGCCAUGCCGCCCGAAAUGGAGAAUAAACACUUUCACUACAGUUUACUAUAUCUUUAUCAGUUGAUGUUUCUAAACUUUCAGUCGUAAGUGAUUGGAAGUGGUGGAUAGAAAGCCUGGUGUCCUAUGCUGGUCUCAGUAAGGGGCUGUUAUUGAGAGGGUUUUACUGAAACAAAAUGGGUCUACGUGAUUGUAUUAUGCUGCUGAGCCCGUGACCCUUGGCUUUAAUGGGCACACAAAGUGUAAUGUGAUGUUUAUGUAGACAACAAGUUGGAUGUAAUAUCUGCAAGGAAAAGAACAAUUUGCAGCAAGUUACUCUUGAACAAUAUUUCUUAAACUGUGUCUAUGGACCCAGAUUGGGUCACAUGAAUGUGAUUUCUCAUAGAACAAGCAUUUCUCAGUGUGUCCUGAAACAAAUUAGGCCUAAGAAAUCCUGUCCUGAAACAAGUUUCUUAGUGUUUCUGUGAUUUCUAGGAACUUUCUAUGAACACCUGUGGAAGCAUGGGAAGUAUUUAGGGUGGGAUAUGGGGAGACCUUACACGACAGCAAAAAAAAACAAAAACAAAGUGAUUUAGUAUUUGAAGAAAAAACCACAAGGUGUAUGGACCUUUUUCUUGCUGUUUUGUAGGGCACAAAAUGAAUGACAGUGCCUGCUUGUGCUGUUUGUGAUGUGUCCACACAUAAAAAUACAGUUAGCCUGUAGGGAUGUAUACGUAUCAAGUUUGCAGCUAAGACCUGAAAUCUGACUCAAACAACGUUAACAUGACCUGGGUAAAAACAAUGCUUUCACAAAAGCUGUUCCAAGCACUUAAAUCUUUAAAUACUAUAACAAAACAUCCAAUUACAACAAUUACUCCGAUAAAAAAAAAUGAUUUCAAUCCUAUCUCUUAACACGGACAAACACUGAAAACUAUAAAUCACUUUGCCAGAAGAUAACUUUUUAAGACAAUGUGUAUAUGUGUUUAAAAGUGAAUACAAAGAAAAACAGCACACACUUCCUUCUCUAGUGUAUUUAAAAUGUGAACUACAACUGGCCAACAUUGCUGCAACUUGUUGAAAAAAAAGAAAAUUUAGACCUUCAUAACUGCUUGGAAUUACUGAUUAUUGUUUUCCAUCAUAUGGAGUUUGCUCAUUGAUUCUGACUCCUGCAAAAUUCUUGUUUUGAUUAUAUUGAUAUGGCGGCAACAAAAAAGGUUGCCACUUUUAACUAUCAAAUAAAACCCAAGUGUAAGUUUCAAGGCAGGGAAAUUGCAGAGCUCACAUUUAAGGAAGGAAAUUUGUACUUUUUUUUCUUAAAUUUGAAGUAGUUCCCUAUACAUUUGAUGGAACUGACCAACAAAUACAGUAAGAUGUCAGUUUUUUUAUGUCAAUGCUACCGUAUCACCAAAACAUCAAAAAGAACCUCUGGGGAAAAAAAGUUGGGAGGAAAGACAACACCAUCUCUUAUGAUCCAGUUUCCAGUGGUUUGUCAUGGUUUUAUACAAUUUGGAUACCAAUAUGAUAACAAAUGUUUUAAAAAUGACACAUAUGGGUUUGCUGUUUUUUUGUUUUUUUUUACCCAGGUCAGGUUUGAGGAUUCCAAGGUGAAGCUGAUCUGUUGAGGAGUUGACGUUGGAUUUAGGAGAGUUUUGGUGAAGUCGGGGUUUAGGAAAUGUUGAGGUGGGGCACUUACACCGGGAGGGGUUGGCGUCUGGGUGUUACCUGAGGAGUAAUUUUGACUCCCAGCACCACAGUGGCAAAGCAGGAGGACGGGGUCACAGUGCUCUGACCCCACUCCAAGGGACAAAGGGGCUCUCUCUCUUCUUAGUGUCUUAAAGUGGAAAUCAACCCUGAAACAGACGUCACAUCAAAUAUUCUCAUUCUGGACAGUUUUGGGAAUUGGACUGACAGCAUUACACUGGAUACAAUAUGUCAGUGUGGAGGUUUGGGCCACAAAAAUUGGACAACUAUAAAAUAAAAGUUAUCGCCCAGCGGUUGUAGGCCUCUGCCAAACAGUUAAAGUGGCAGUUUUCAUCCUUGUAGGUGGAGAAUUCUACCUUCUGGAUGUAAAAUGUCAUUACUAAAUCAUUUUUAUUCUAUUUACUGAAAAUUUGAGUGAAAUUUGUGGCCGAUACAUGUUUGGUGAGGUCAAUUUUUAUAACUUUUAUUUCCAGGAAAGCCUUGAAGCAGUGGCGCUCAAUUUCUGAGGAAACUUGAGUGCAGUUUCUGACUCACAGCUUUAUCUAAACAUUUAUAAAUCAGUUUUUGUUCUCAUUUGAACAACAGUAUGACUUUGUUUUUCAUUUAUGCAGCAAAGCAGUGGGUGUAGUUUCAGUGAGACAGUUAUAGCAAGUGUCCAGGCUUUAGGUAUUUACAUGUGUAUUCUGUUUUAGGGUUGGUAUCCCCUUUAGUUUUAUAAAUGUGUCUCUUCAUAUAAUUUGGAUAAGUUUAAUUGGUCAAGAUGUCAUUAUUGUAGAUUCCAAACACAUGUGCUUUUCUUUCUCUCAUUUUUUCUAGCAGAAUGAGUGUCAGGACAGCAAAUGGAUGCUUUUUGCUGUCACAUAAGAUUAAGGUUUGCUGUUAAAUGUCUUAUUUGUAUAAACCAAUCUGUUUGCUGCAGCUUCUCUUUGCAGCACAUAGAAAUCUGUAUUGUGCACUUUCCUCAUUUUCUCUUUUUUUUUGUCCUUUUCUUCGAGAGGAACAAUUCUAUAAACUUACAUUGCCUUAAAUAUCAAGUGAAGUCUGUUACUGAAGCUCGCUCUCUGGCUGGAUAAAAUGUGCUCUAGUUUUUAAUGGUGCUUUGCUGUUAGUUUAUACUAGUCCAGACCUGUAUUCAUAAACCCUCUGAGGACAGCGGUCACAAGGCCAGAGAACAGUUCUGUUUUGAACUUGGGUUUCUUGAAAUAUGUAUUUAAUCUUAGGCUAAAGAUUGGAACAGUUUGAUAAUGAAUUCAUUUUCAUUGUGUGGAUUUUUGUUUUUAUUCUAUCUCCCUCAUAAUGUUUGUACAAUAAAGCUUCAAGCUGGCCAUUUGAUUCUGACUUUGGGACUUGCAAAAGCAACCCAUAUGCUACACCACAUAAUAUAAGAAAUAAUGUAUAUUUAAAUCUACGGUGGACGUAAACUGGUUUGGCAUUUUUUGUUCAGUUUUGCAAUUUGACCUGAGUAUUAUGGUCCCUUCACAGUUAGCUUAUGGUCCCUUCACAGUUAGCUUAAUUCUCAGCUAAGAUAAUAAUGGUAAUCCUCAGAUUUGUUGCAUUAAAUUUAAAUGUCAAAACAACGUCAACAUUCAUGGUAUUAUGCAUUACAAAUACUGUUGUGAUCAUGUGUUGAUAAAGUGUGUUCUUGUUUGUUUGUUUUCACUGCUUCUAACAAAUAGUUAUCAUGUGAAAGUGUCAACCAAAGUGUGAUAGUUUGGCUCCAAGCAGGAUGCAAACGCUGGUCGCCUGAGUGAAAGUCCUGUUGCCGACUUAUGCCACCAUCCAACCCUUCUGACUCCAUAGAAGGACUUCUAUGUUACAGUGUUGCCUUUGGGGGACAGAACACUUUUCUGUCAAAACGUAAUUGAGAAUGCAAUUUAGUGUAACUUUUGGGAGAUACACUACUGUUCAAAAAUUUGGGGUCACUUAGAAAUGCUUUUUUAAAUGCAGAUAGCAUUAAAUGAAUUAAAAAAUACAGUCUAGACAUUGUUAAUGUGGUAAAUGACUAUUCUUGCUGGAAACUGCUGAUUGUUAAUGGAAUAUCUUCAUAGUUGUUCAGAGGAACAUUUCCAGCAACCAUCACUAAUGUGUUCUAAUGCUACAUUGUGUUAGCCAGUGGUGUUUAAAGGCUUGUGCAUGAAUAAAAGUGUGAGAUUUCUUGAAAAACAAGAAAUUGCCUGGGUGACCCCAAGCUUUUGAACAGUAGUGUAGAUUCAGAUGUCUCUAUUUAUUUUAAAAUAGCAAUCUCAGCCACUUUCUAAAUAAAUCAAAGCACCAAUCAAAAUAAGGGAAGUGGGAUUUUUUUGGACUCCCUGAUUACGAGUUUAAUAAUUUCGCAAAAAAAGAAAACUCAUUUUAGACUGGCUCACAUUCUGUAGCCCAUGUCUGGUAACAGUUAUCAAAAUAGUAAAAGUUCUAAGGUACUGUGGCAGCAGAACUGUAAUGAUGCAAAUCUAACUGUAGGUUUAGCAGGUCAGAAAAAAUCCAAUCCUCUCCAAUAUUGUUUUUUUGUUUUUCCAACAUGCAUGAUCAUUUAAAAUAACUCACCGAGUUUUCAUGGCUUGAAGUGGAUUUAAUUUCAAAUAUUCAACAGAGGGAAAUCUGGGAUUUGUUUGGUUUUCUAGCUACAAGAAUAUGACCACUAUUAACUACUGUAAGUAUUGCUGGACUCACAUAUUAGCCGUAGCUCCUAAUAAUUAAGUCUCUGUUUUGGUUGGAGGUAGUUUUAUGAAUACUGGUCUUCUUUUGUACAACCUAGCAGACUUUGUGUAGGAAAAAAUGCCGGAGCAUCAAGGACACUGGCUUCGACAUGAUUCAUCUUUAUGAAGACGUGCUAUAGCGCAGCUGUGAGGCUCUUUGUGCUUAACUGUCACUGUUAAAAAUGAAGACGCAACAAUAUUUUGUAUAACUGUUUGGUGUUUUCUUUUUUUGUCACGCAAAAGUACAUAGAGAGGACUCCAAGUGGGCAAAACCCUUCUGUUUAACAAUACACAGUCAGCAUUAAUUAUACCGUCUGUAUAGGCAUUUUGUUCAACAUUACAAUUAUGUAAAAGUAUAAGACAUGAUCUAAUCAUCGUUUAACAUCUGACCUCUUUCUCUGGUUGUUCUUGGUGUAAAAAUAGAAUCUAUUUCUCACCAACUGUAAUGGUACGUAUUGUUACCUCCUCGUGGCAGAACGCGGGGGGAUUACUUUCAUUUGUUUACAUUUUACAGACCACAUGAAUGUCAAAUGAAAAACUCAUUGAAAAUCCAAAUCUAAGAAAGAAAAAAAAAACAUUCAAUGUUGAUGUUGUUGUUAUUACUAUUAAAUGAGAAAAAAAACAGUGUUGCAUUAGUGUUUCUGUUAUAUUUCUUUGGGGGGUUUUGUUUUCUUAUGCGUGGGAGACUGUCUGGUAUAUAUCUAUGUAUCACUUGUGGACUGCAUUUUGCUCACUGCCUCAGUCAUGAAUUGAAACAGUUCUUCACGCUUGAAAAUCGAAUAAUUUACUCCUCAGCACAAGUUGCUGCUAUCGAUGUCCCAUUUUCUGAAACUUUCUUUUUCCAAGUACCAAUCUACUCACACAAAAUAGAUGUGAUACAAAGCUUUGGGGAUCAGGACAAGCUAAGAGGAUCAGAUUAAUCCAGUCAUACCUUUUAAGUAUGCUAUAAUCAGACAUAAGGCUACUAUUUCUAAUGGGUUUUAAAUAGUAGCUGUCAGUGGGGCUGUUUGUAUCCCAUGACUCUGGCUGUAGCGCUAUAAAUUUACUUGUUCUGGUUCUGUGUAUGGCAGACUGAACUACCAUGCUAGCUGGCUUGUUGUCAACGCAUAAAGAGUUUUUGCUGAAGCUUGAAUUUUAAAUUGUAUAUUUUUCUCUGCUUAUGAAAUGAUUAAAUAAAUGAUGACUAUGUAUGA
Molecule: messenger RNA, 8357 nt
Organism: Acanthochromis polyacanthus (spiny chromis)
Lineage: Eukaryota; Metazoa; Chordata; Actinopteri; Pomacentridae
Gene: oprl1
Product: opiate receptor-like 1
Biological process (GO): sensory perception of pain; neuropeptide signaling pathway
Cellular component (GO): neuron projection; membrane
Molecular function (GO): nociceptin receptor activity; neuropeptide binding
Source: RefSeq, a predicted model, not a curated record